AUGAACCGAGACAGGGAGGAGCGCCAGCCACCGCAGGAGCGGCCGGAGGGCUCCCUGCUCUACUCUUCUGGAAAUUGGAGGCCACCAGGAGCAAGCCUGCUGCCCAACCCUCUCAACAGCCUAGGUCGCCCAGGCAGCGCUGCGCGCCCAUCAUGGGCGGCAGCCACCCGGCGCGAGGCCGCACCCGCUGGCACCCCCGGGCUGCCUACAGGCGGUGCUAAGACCCCACCCAUGUUGCUGGCAGCUGCGUCCCGUACAAUUGGCGAGCCGCACGCCUCCAGACCCAAUCUCACCUCCAUGCUGUCGUACCUGACCAACAACGCCGCCGCUGCCGCGGCGGCUGCCGGCGGGUCCCCCACUCCGCUGGUUCACUUCCAGCAGUUGUCCCCCAGGGGAUUUGAUGUGAUUCCCGAAGAAGUGUCGGCCGGGUAUGGCGUCACACCGCUGGCGGGGCCGCAUCUUCCGUCGCAGCCGCCGCCGCAGCAGCAGCAGCAGGAUCCCCAACCCCACCCGCAUCCACAUCCACAUCCGCAAGCGCCGCCGCCGCUGCAGCUGCCAGCACAGCCACGGGCUGCGGCAGCAGUGGCGGCGGCGGCGGCGGGUUCGCGGUCGCCGUCGCCGGACCGGUCCACAAUUGAGGGGCGAUUGGCGGCGCUCACUGGCAACGCGGGGACGGGACGUGUACGGGGGGAGAGCCCGCCGGGUCAGUGGGCGCGUACGAGGCCGGUAUCGACGACGGGGGCCGGCGGCGGCGGCGGCAGCGCCACCGCUGCCGGUGCGGCGGCGGCGUCACGGCCCUCCAGCGCGCCGCGGUCGUCGUUUGGCGGCCGCCGGUCCCCUUCGCUGUCGAUCGUGGCGGCAGGUCCCAUGCCUUUCGCCGGGGCUGGCGGCGGCGCCGCCGCAGCGGCUGCACUCGCCGCCGCCAGUAACGCGCGCCGCCGCGCGUCAGGUACGGCGGCCAUGGAGGCCGGUAGCAGCAUGGGUGAUGCGCGUACGGCAGCGCCCUGGCGGCCGCUGAGUGCUGUGCCGUACAGGGGCUCUGGGUCCGCUACUGGAGCCGGCGCCGGGGCUCCCGUGCUGGUCCGUGCGUCAUCUAUUUCGACAACGGUGUCCGUUGUCGGACCGCCGCCAGACAGCCCGCCGGGGGGCCUACCGCCGCUGCCGCCGCGGCCGCUGUCGCCGACACGCUCGCAUUGGGUACCAAUGAGGUUCGGCGGCAUCAGUGACGACGUCGUCAACAGCGGUGGCGGCGGCCGCGUCAGCACCGGCGGCGGCGGCGGCGGCGCAUCGCCGCCGCGUCCCACUAGUGCCGUACCUGUGGCAUUGGCGCCGACGGGGGCGGUGGCUGCCGCCGUGUCGGCAAUGGCGGAGGCUGCGGGACAGCCGCCGGUGCCGUACCGCACACGUCACGAAUUCCUGCAGAGCGGCAGGCGCAUACCCACGUCCUUUGACGUGGUGGACUACUUUUUGACCCGGGGUCAGAACGCCGAGAAGAAGCUCUUUUACUUGAUGGCCCGGAAACCUGCUCACCUGAUGGACGUCGUUAGUCCGUUCGACCUGGUGGUGGUUCCCUUCGAGAGGUGCUACGCGGACUGGUCGGAUUACUGGACCAUGUCAGCGCUGGGUGUCGUACAUGUGGCGAAACAUCGUACAGAUGAGGCGGAGUUCACUCCAUUGGGGGAGUGGAUGAGGCUGAAUACGGUGUACGACCUGCUCCGGAAGAUGCGUUUCUUCCGCCACUUUUUGCUGGUCCGUACAUUUCGUCGUUGGCGGGCGAAUGUGAAGCGCAGUGCCUUUGAGCGCACUCGGAGGGCAGUGGCGGCGCGGUUGUUCCCCGUACUGCCCACCUUCCAGCCAGCCCUGCUUAAGGCGGCCAGUUUGGUGGGGCGUAUGCGGGAUACGGCGGUGGUCGCGAUAACCACUCGGAUGGAUCGGCUGUACACUCUGGAGGAGUUUGUUGGGGAGCAGGACAAUCGCCGCCAGUCGGUUGCUGCCCCCACACUCGCCUCCCUGUCUGAGGAGCUGGCUGCCGAGGUGCUGGCGGUUGGGGCCCGUGUGGUUUCGGAGCUGGAGCGUAUGGAGCGGGGGGUGGACAUUGCCGCCCUGCGUGCGAACGAGUUUGUAACCCAGAUACCCGUGGGGGCAGGCGCGGGGGGACGUACGGCAGCGAUGGUGGCGGCGAAAUCCAAGUCCAUCUCCGCGCUCAAGGCAGAGAAGGCGGCGAUUCUGGAAAAGUACGACGCCUGGGUGGCAGCUAAAACCCGCAUGCCCCAGUUUGUACGACUUCUCGACUACCUUGUGGCUUGUACGGCAGCAGAUCUUGGAAUCCGGGGAACCCAGGAGCUGCUGGGCUACCUAGACAACCCCAACAAGAUACGGGGCGUCAUAAACGUGGUGGUGUCCUUCGAGCCCCGAAACCAGCAGCAGGCCGUGGCGUCUCCUCCCCGGGGGGUUCCGCCCUCCUCAUCCGAAGAACCUGACGCUACGUCAGUCGUGUACGGCACCCCGGCGGGGCCCCAGGGAUACUCCUUCUCGCCGAAACGCCGCCAGGUUCACGACGGACUCAGCCACGUCAUGGACGCUCUGGUGACCACGCUCGCGGAUAUGCCCCGACCCUCUUCAAGCAAGGCAGUGGCGGCAAAGUACAUCCCCGAGGGCGAGAAGUUUGUCGACGUGGCUGCGCUGAUGGUUGACGGCAGCCGGCUGUAUCAGCAGUUGCGUGAGGCGGUGCUCUCGCACGUGGAGGAUAGCUUUGACAAGGCGCUUGAUUAUGUCCGCGCCACGUUUGAGGAUAAGCGGCCCAUCUACGAGUUUUCAACGUCGUGGGACGCGACGGCGUACGACAUGAAGGCGGCAGCGGCGUGUGUGGGUUUGCAGGGGUACGACACCCUUGCGACGAUGUUCCGCCGGGACCUGCUACAGCAGCGCCGUUGGCAGCGCCAGGUGGAUCAAAUGAAGAUGAGCAGCACGGUGGGGAUCCUUUACGUGGACAGCAAAAAGAUGAGGUCUGCUUUGCAGGACAUGGUGUUCAAGGUAGCGGGUGCCGCGAGUGACAUGUACGACAUGUACCGCGAUUACGGCGGCAAGCACGACGUCAAGGAUGCCGUGGCGCUGGAGACUCUUCAAGAGACGGGGGUGCAGGUCCGAGCCCAACUCGGCAGUUUGGUCGCUUGGGUACGGGAGCGGCUUCCCGCCAUGGUUACGGAGCUGGCCGGUGCCGUACAGGAUCUCACCACCGCCAUCAUGCUGCUGCUGUCCGACAUCACCGCGCCGUCGCUAGCAGAUCCGGAGGCCGAAGUCAUGGACAUGCUGGAUGUGUUGGCGGGGCUGGAGCUCAAACUGCUGGACGUGGAGGAUGCGGCAAGGAGGUACACUCACUACCAGGCAAUUAAUACGGCAGUGGACGAGUACAACCGUACUGCAUACAAACUUGCCAGAGCGGCGCGGGACGAUCGGGUGGUUGCCAAGCUCAAGGACGGUAUCGAAUCCUUCCGGCGCUACUCCCAGCUAUUCACAGACGCAUGCAACUCGGCCCUGCAGCCCCACCACUGGUCGCAGAUCCUGGGGUUGCUGGGGCAGGAAGAAAGGGAUCCGGAGAAGCCUGUCACGAUUUCGGAGCUCAUCGAUUGGGGCGCACUGGACAAGGCCGAGCCUAUUUCUGUCAUCAGCGCCUCCGCCUCCAAGGAACAGUCGCUGCUUCAGGCGCUCAGAAAGAUGCAGGAGGCCUGGGUGGGAGUCGAGUUCAAAAUGGUGCCGUACAAGGAUACGGGCACGUGUGUGGUGGGUCACACAGAUGAGAUCCAGAUGCAGCUGGACGAGCAGCUCAUGAAGAUUCAGGCCAUGAAUGCCUCACCCUUCGUGAAGCCAUUUCGUGCGGAGGCAGCCUCGUGGCAGGAGACGCUGGAGGGGCUGGAGGAGCUUUUGGAGCAAUGGCUGACGUGUCAAUCCACGUGGAUGUACCUGGAGCCCAUUUUCAGCUCCCCCGACAUCGUCAAACAGAUGCCAGAGGAAGGACAAAAGUUUUCGCAAGUGGAUAUGACAUUCCGGUUGCUGGUGGACGAGGAGGUGCAACGCGGUCUGUCCCGCUACUUGGAGGCCAAGCGGCUCGCCUUCCCGCGCUUCUUCUUCCUGUCCAAUGACGAGAUGCUGGAGAUCCUCUCCGAAACCAAGGACCCCACCCGGGUUCAACCCCACCUGCGGAAAUGUUUUGAAGGCAUUCACCGCCUCAAGUUCGAGCCGGGGCCGGGGGGUGUCGUGUCGGCUAUGGUCAGCCUGGAGGGCGAGUUGGUUCCCUUCAAGCAGGUCAUCAGUACCUCCAUGGCCCGGGGUAAAGUGGAACUGUGGCUGAUAGAGGUGGAGUCGUCGAUGUUUGAGGCCGUACAUGACGUCACCGGACGGGGCAUCGCCGACUAUGCGGCUGUAGCAGGACGCGGCGGGGCAGCAGGAGCAGUAGCAGCAAGCGGCGGCCACUCGAAGCGUCCGGAAUGGGCCUUACGUUGGCCGGGCAUGGUCGUACUUUUGGCGGCGGGUGUGUUCUGGACCGCGGGCGUGGAGGACGCCUUGAUGACGGGGCGGCUGCAGGAGUACGAGAAACGGUGCAGCGCAGACUUGCGUGAGAUUGUGGAUCUAGUUCGUGGCGAGCUGACCGGGUUACAACGUGCCACGCUGGGGGCUCUGGUGGUGAUGGACGUACACGGCCGGGAUGUGGUUUCGGAGCUGGCAGCCGGCGGGGUGGCCGACGUGGCGGACUUUGGCUGGCAGGCUCAGCUGAGGAGCUACUGGCAGCAAACCGAUGGCAAGAUGGUUCCUGGCCAACCUCAGCGCGAUUGGACAGCUCGCAUGUGCAUGAUGAGUGCCGUACUUGAGUACGGAUAUGAGUACCUGGGGAACAGCUCAAGGCUGGUGAUUACACCGCUGACGGACAGGUGUUAUCGUACUUUGAUGGGCGCAAUACACCUGAACCUCGGGGGGGCGCCGGAGGGCCCCGCCGGUACGGGCAAGACCGAGACGACCAAGGACCUCGCGAAGGCCCUCGCGCGGCAGUGCGUGGUGUUCAACUGCUCAGACACGCUGAACCACCUGGAUAUGGCCAAGUUCUUCAAGGGCCUUGCGGCAGCGGGCGCCUGGGCGUGUUUUGACGAGUUCAACCGCAUAGACCUGGAGGUGCUUUCCGUGGUGGCGCAGCAGGUGUUGGACAUCCAGCGCGCCAUCUCUGCCCGUGUGACUCUGUUCACCUUCGAGGGCACUGACCUGCCGCUCAAGUGGAGCGCCUGGUGCGCCAUCACCAUGAACCCGGGGUAUGCGGGGAGGACGGAGCUGCCGGACAACCUCAAGGCGCUGUUCCGCAGUGUGGCCAUGAUGGUCCCCGACUACGCCAUGAUUGCGGAAAUCAUCCUGUACAGCUACGGGUAUCUUGCGGCUCGCCCCGCAGCCAAGAAGAUCGUGGCCUGCUACAAACUGUGCUCGGAGCAGCUGUCCAGCCAGGAUCACUACGAUUACGGCAUGCGGGCUGUGAUGGCGGUAUUGCGAGCUGCCGGCAAUCUGAAGAGAGCUGCCGUACAGGCCCCCGAGGCCACGACGGCCAUGACACCCGAACAACAGGCGACCCAGCUUUAUGAGAUGGUAUUGGUACGGCACGGCCUCAUGCUGGUGGGUUUGCCCUUCUCCGGCAAGACCACCGCGUAUCGAACCCUGGCGGCGGCAUUGACUCGGGUGGCUGAGAAUGCGGCGGCGAGUGGUGGUAGUGGUGGUGGUGGCGGGGAGAGCAAUCCACACGCCCGUCAGCCCCCGGGGCACGCAGGUGCACACCUCUACAUUCCUGCUCAAUCCGAAGGCGGUGACCAUGGGUCAGCUGUACGGCCAGAACGAUCCAGACAGUGGCUAGUGCUGGACGGCCCAGUGGACGCGGUGUGGAUCGAGAACCUGAACACGGUGCUGGACGACAACAAGAAGCUGUGUCUCAACAGCGGAGAGAUCAUCGCCAUGAGCGCGCCCAUGAACCUGAUCUUUGAGGUGGGCGACCUGGCGGUCGCCUCCCCCGCCACCGUCUCCCGCUGCGGUAUGGUGUAUUUGGAGCCGCACCAGCUGGGUACGGCACCCCUACUGGCGUCAUGGCUGCUGGCCACGCCCGUACACUGGGGGAACGUACCCACCGCCGCGUCCUCCGUCACCGCCGGCGGCGGCGGCAGCAGCUUAGCCAGCGGCCUUGGUCUUGGCGGCGGCGGCGGCAUCAGCGCCGUCAGCGGUCUAGGGAUGGGCUCGUCGUUGAUGCUCGGCGGCGGUGUCGUCGGCGGCGGCCGGAUCAGCAGUACGGGCGCCGCCGCCAGCACGCCCGAGCAGUACCGCAAAUGCAGCCAGGAGGGUCGUACCAUGGCGAUGGCGGAUGCCGUGGGCCUUAUGGCUCUUGUGUGGUCGGCAGGAUGCACCGCCGCCACGCAGGUGAGUCCGAAGGGUGGUUCGAGCUUCUUCGGUAUAUCGCGUUGGCGCCGGUCGGCUAGCCGGGCUAGGAUAGUUGGGUCGGUCGGGUCGGUCGCGCGUUUUAGUUUGGGGGGUUGGGAGGAGCACUUGCAUACCGACAGCCUUUCAGUAUCAGCAAAUCAGCUAUUUGUCCAGGAGGGCCGGGGGCUCGUGAAUUCCUUUGUACGGCGGGCGCUGUCAGGGGCGCUGGCGGGCUUGGAGGCGCCGUCAGGUCACACAUACGGCCUGUCCGACGCACCUUCCGUACCCCUGCUUUCCCCCGCCGCCCUACCGCCCGACGCUGGCACGCUGUACGACUACAUGUACGACACGUCCACUGGGUUUUGGGUUCCCUGGAGUUCCCUGGCCGCCUCCGCGCCUCCCAUCCCCCACGAUGCCCGGUACCCCUUCCUCCUGGUGGGCCCUACGGGUACGGGCAAGUCGGUUACCGUUGUUCGGUGUCUGUUACAGUUGGACGGGGAGGUGUUUGCGCCGCCCAACAUCAUCGGCUUCUCCGGACAGACCAGCGCCAAUGCGACCCAGGCGCUGGUCGAUGCCAAACUGGAUAAGCGGCGCAGGGGAACGUACGGCCCACCGGGUGGCCGUAGAGGAGUGGUCUUUGUGGACGACCUUAACAUGCCGCAGCGGGAGGUGUACGGCGCCCAGCCGCCCAUUGAGCUGCUUCGGCAGUUACUGGACCACGGCGGUUGGUACGGCAGAGAUAACGUAUUCCGCAACAUCCAGGCCACUCGCUCCACUCUGGCGCACAUAUUUGGGACCAUCCAGGGCUGGUUCCUGACCACACGGGGGUUUCCACAACCCGUCGUGGAACUCAGGGACGCAGUAAUUGCUGCCACGCUGGACGUGUACGGCGCUGCCGUAUCUCAGCUACUUCCCACACCCACCAAGAGCCACUACACCUUCAACCUGAGGGAUUGCUCCAGAGUCGUACAGGGCAUGCAGGCCCAGGACGCGGAUGCGCUGCGGGAGUCCGCUGCGUUGAUGCGGCCCUUUAUUAUUGGGGGUGGUGGUGGUGGAGGGGGUGGUGGAGGGGGAGGGGGUGGCGCUCUGAGUGAUGCCGAGCUGGUGUGUGCCCACCUGCGCUUGUGGGUGCAUGAAGUGCUGAGGGUGUUUUACGACAGGCUGGUGGAGGUUUCGGAGCAGCAGUGGCUGCUGGACCUGCUCCGGGACCUGACGCAGAAGCAUUUCCGUGUGCGACUGGACGAGCUGCUGGCGCACUUGGCUCGGUGGCGGGACGAGCAACCUCAACCCCCAACCUCCCCAACCGCGGGUGUUGGUGACGUGGCUAAUCCGGACAGCAUUCGUCGCUGUCUGUUUGGGGACUACAUGACGGAUACGGAUGCGGAAGGCAACCCCCGGCCCUACCUGGAAAUCCCCUCCCCCCCCGAGGCCGCCACUCGCCUGGAGGACCUGCAGGCGGAUUACAACGGCCUGGGGGGGGCGGGGGGAGGGGGGGCUCCCAGACAGAGGCUGCAGCUGGCUGUGUUUUUGUACGCAGUUGAGCACGUGACACGAAUUGCCAGGGUUUUACGGCAGGAGGGCGGUCACGUGUUGUGUGUGGGUGUGGGGGGCAGCGGCAGGAGGAGUCUGGCCAGGCUCGCGGCCUUCAUCUGCGGCAUGGACUCUUUCCAGGUGGAGAUCAGUCGCAGCUACGGGCUGUCCGAGUGGCGCGAGGACCUCCGUCGCCUCACUCGCAGUGCGGGGGCGGGGGAGAAACCCACCGUGUUUCUGUUCGGAGACAGCCAGGCGGCACAGGAGGCGUUUGUAGAGGACGUCCCCAACCUAUUUCCCCACGAGGAACGCGCCGCCAUCUGUGAGGCCGUCCGUACGGCAGCCCGCAAGGCCGACCCCUCCGCCCCCGACACCCCCACCGCGCUGUGGUCGUACUUCGUGUCCCGGUGCCGAGCCAACCUGCACGUGGUGCUGGCAUUCAGUCCCGCGGGGGGCGCCUUUCGGGAGCGUCUCAGGAAGUUCCCGUCGCUGGUCAACUGCUGUACGAUUGACUGGUUUCACGCCUGGCCCGAUGACGCGCUGGAUGCGGUGGCCACCAAGUUGCUGGGGUCGGGGGCGGUGGACCUUCAGCCGGAUAUCCGAGUGCACGUAAAGAACCUGUGCAAGACCUUCCACUCGCAGGCCACCUCCGUGUCGGAGUCCUUCCGUCGCGACACGGGCCGCCACAACUACGUGACCCCCACAUCCUUCCUGGAGCUCAUGUCCUGCUUCACGACACUGCUACGAAGGCGCAGGGAGAAGGUGCUGGCGCAACAGCUUAAGUACGAGAACGGCCUGGACAAGUUGCAGUUCACUUCGGAGCAGGUGGCGAUGAUGAAGAACGAGCUGCAGCCCACGCCCACGCCCACGCCCACGCCCACGCCCACGCCCACGCCCACGCCCACGCCCACGCCCACGCCCACGCCCACGCCCACGCCCACGCCCCGGGCCAUGAGCCCCGUACUUGCUCGUACGGUCGCUGAGACAGAGCAGCUGCUUUCCGAGAUCGCCCGGGAGAAGGAGCAGGUGGUGGAGCCCAAACGUGCGCUGGUGGACAAGGAGGUGCGGCUGGCGGAUGAGGCUGCCGCGGCCGCCCGGGCCAUUAAGGAGGAGUGUCAGAGCAUCCUGUCAGCGGCGCUGCCGGCGCUGGAGGCGGCAAUUCAGGCCCUGGAUACCAUCAAGUCGGCCGACAUAAAGAUCGUACAAACGUUCAAGAGCCCCCCGGCGGUGGUUAAGUUGGUUAUGGAGGCGGUUUGCGUGUUGCUGGAUGUGAAGCCCACCCUGCUGCCCGACCCCAACAUGGCGGGUCGCAAGAUCGUGGACUGGUGGGAUGCCUCCAAGCGGCUGCUGAUGGACCCGCAGUUCAUUCAGAGACUGAAGGACUACGACAGGGACAACAUUCCCCAGAGGAUCAUUGACAAGGUUCGAAAGGAGUACACCGGGGACCCGGACUUCACGGCCGCCAACGCCGCCAAGGCGUCCAGUGCGGCGGAGGGGCUGUGCAAGUGGGUGCACGCCAUGGACCAGUACGACAGAGUGGCGAAGGUGGUUGCCCCCAAGCGGGCGGCUCUGGCGGUCGCUGAGGCCGAGUACGGCAGCGUGCUAUCCGGCCUCAACGCCAAGCAGUCGGAGCUCCGUGGCUUGGAGGCCAAGUUGGCGGGCUUGGAGGCGAGGUUGGAGGAGAGCCAGAAGAGGAAGGCGAAACUGGAGGCCGACACCCAAGCAUGCGCUCUAAAGUUGGAGCGAGCCGAGCAGUUGCUGGGUGGCCUGGGCGGGGAGAAGGAGCGCUGGACGCAGGCGGCUGCCGGGCUGCGGAGCCAGAUGGCCGAGGUGACCGGGGACAUGCUGCUGGCGGCGGGGGCGGUGGCGUACCUGGGAGCGUUCACUAUGCCGUACAGCCGCCGGUGGCCCCUGUGUAUUGACCCACAGGGUCAGGCCAACCGGUGGAUCAAGGCCAUGAACGAGUCCAAGAAAAUGAAGUUGUCCAACGACAUAUCUGCCAAGCAGGCAGUGGCGGAGCGAACGCAGGUCGCCCUCGAUGCCGCCCGACGGCGCUACCGGCCCCUGGCGGAGGUCUGUUCGUUCGGAGUAUUCAGGCCAGGGCCCGACCUGGGCGCGCGCCUCCAAUCCAUCGAACGUCACUUCCUCUACGCCGCCUACUGCAACGUGUCGCGCUCCCUCUUUGAGCGACACAAGCUGCUGCUGAGCUUCCUUCUGGCGGCGCGGUUGGCGGCGCACCGGGGCAAGGUACCGCCGGAACAAAUGAGGUUCCUCAUACAGGGAGGUGGGGCGGCGGCGGCGGCGACUGCUGGUAGUACGGCAGCAGGGGCAAGUACGGCAGCGCCGCCGGAGGGUAUUCCUGCUCGGGCCUGGGCGGACGUGCACGUCCUGGCGGCGCUGCUGGGCUGGGUGGCGGGGGAGCUGGGGGCCGGGUUCGUGUCACCGCCUUCCCUGGACCUGGCAGCGGCAUUUGCAGAAUCCAGCUCCGUUACCGUACCGCUGUUGUUCGUACUGUCGCCUGGUACGGACCCCUGGGCGGCUCUGUUGCGGUUCGCGGAGGAGCGCGGGCAGGCGGGGAAGCUGCAGACUGCGGAAGGGACCCCCCGAGCUGAGCUGCUGACGCGGCGACGGCGGCGAAACAGCAGCGGGCAGCAGCAGGAGGAGGAGGAGGACGACCCCACGGGAAUACUGGCCAUGGUGGCGGCAGCGGCAGCAGCAGCAGCAGGGGCAGGGGGAGGGGCAGGGGGAAUGAAGGGGCCCCUGAUUAUCGAGGUGCCGGAUACGACCACGUUGGAGGGGUUCGCCGCGUACGUGGAUUCCCUUCCCUCCUCCGUCCCCCCGGAUGUGUUUGGCCUGCACCCCAAUGCUGACAUUAGCAAGGACUUAGCCACCACUCACGACCUGCUCUCCAGCCUCGUCAGUGCAUCAAGUGGGGGGUCAGCAGCAGCAGCAGCUUCCUCCGCCUCCUCCUCUGCGUCCUCGGGCGCCGCCACCGCCGCCGUAGCGGGCGAGGUGGUCCGCGAUGUGUUGGGUCGGCUGCCGCCGGACUUCGACGUGGAGGCGGUUGCGGCGGCUUACCCCGUGUUGUACCACCAGAGUCUGAAUCAGGUCCUGGUUCAGGAGAUGAGCCGCUACAACCGCUUGCUUGGGGUAUUGCGCAACAGCCUUAGUCAGCUGGGUCGUGCUGUAGCCGGGCUGCAGCUGUUGUCCCCGGAACUGGAGGGGGUGUUGGGGGCGGUGGCGGCGGGGCAGGUACCGGCGGCGUGGAAGGACGCCUCCUCCCUCACCGCACCCCCCCCCGCGGGUGUGUUCGUACACGGGUUACAUCUGGAGGGGGCGGCGUGGGACCGGGGCGGGAGCUGUCUGACCGAGCAGCCGCCCAAACAGCUCUACUGCCCCGCACCGCCCAUUUGGUUCAAACCCGUGAAGCUGGCGGAUAUGAGGCCCGCCGCGUGCUACGACUGCCCCGUGUACCGCACCUCGGACCGCCGCGGUGUGCUGGCCACCACCGGCCACUCCACCAACUUCCUCAUGACGCUGGCGCUGCCUCUGGGACUGCCCCCCGGGGCCCCCGCGCGGGAGGUGCAGCAGGCCGCGGACCACUGGGUGCUGAGGGGUGUGUGUUUGCUGGCGUCACUUCCCGAGUGA
Molecule: messenger RNA, 11616 nt
Organism: Volvox carteri f. nagariensis
Lineage: Eukaryota; Viridiplantae; Chlorophyta; Chlorophyceae; Chlamydomonadales; Volvocaceae
Product: dynein heavy chain 4
Exons: 87
Coding region: 1-11616 (3871 amino acids)
Biological process (GO): microtubule-based movement
Cellular component (GO): dynein complex
Molecular function (GO): ATP binding; dynein light intermediate chain binding; dynein intermediate chain binding
Source: RefSeq, a predicted model, not a curated record